Molecule: messenger RNA, 978 nt
Organism: Clonostachys rhizophaga
Lineage: Eukaryota; Fungi; Ascomycota; Sordariomycetes; Hypocreales; Bionectriaceae
Source: the annotation of a GenBank genome assembly
AUGGUAUCGAGCCCUUUAUUGGCUUUGCCCGGCUCUCGCCGUCCAAUCCCUCAAGUAGGGUUUGGGCUGUGGAAAGUCGCCCCUGAGGCAGCCGCCGAGCUAGUUUAUGAAGCGGUGAAAUCCGGUUAUAGGUUAUUUGACGGAGCAUACGACUAUGGAAAUGAGAGGGAGGCUGGGGAAGGCAUCAGACGUGCGAUCAAUGAAGGCAUUGUGAAGCGCGAGGAUAUCUUCGUAACGACGAAACUAUGGAACACGUGCCACGAGAAGCAAUGUGCGAUUUCGACUGCCAAACGACAGGUCGAGGACUGGGGUCUUGGGUACAUCGACCUGUACUUGAUUCACUUCCCUGUGGCCUUGGAAUACAACCCUGAAUUCACCCGAGGGUGGUACUAUGAUGGAAUCUCAGAUGUCCGGCUAGCUCCCGUCCCCAUCCGUGAGACAUGGGAAGCGCUAGAAGAAAUACAUUCAUCAGGACUGGUCAAGGACAUUGGCCUAUCAAACUUCAACUCUCAAGCUAUUCUUGAUAUCUUCACGUAUGCCAAAGUCAAGCCCUCGAUGUUACAGAUUGAGCACCACCCAUAUCUGGUGCAGAAGAACUUGGUGGACUUUUGCAAAGAUCAAGGGAUGCUUGUGACUGGGUAUUCCUCGUUCGGACCACAGUCAUUCCUGGAACUUCCACCAUCCUUUCCCACCAAGGCUGCCUCCACGCUUUCCCUUUUUGAGCAGCCUCUGAUCACUCAGCUCUCAAAGAAGUACAGCAAGUCGAAGGCUCAGAUUCUGCUCCGGUGGGCCACGCAACGUGGCAUCUGCGUCAUCCCAAAGAGUAAUCGCAAGGAGAGGAUGGUUGAGAAUCUUGACGUCACAGGCUUCGACUUGGAGCAGGGGGAAGUUGAUGAAAUUGCUGAGCUAGAUAUGGGGCUUCACUUUAAUGACCCCGGAGUCUAUCUUCCAGGCCGUCCCCUUCGCCUCUUUACCUAA